Messenger RNA from Aspergillus welwitschiae, 548 nucleotides. RefSeq lists its product as uncharacterized. Lineage: Eukaryota; Fungi; Ascomycota; Eurotiomycetes; Eurotiales; Aspergillaceae. Bases 98 to 508 code for a protein of 136 amino acids. The record is from RefSeq and is a predicted model, not a curated record. The transcript has a single exon.
UGGUCACUAACAUAAUACUAAGUAUGUACUAGGGUUGUGUAACUACUUGGAAAGCUUUAACGCCUGAAUUAGUGCCGCUCACCACUCAUUUCUCCGCAUGCAGAGUAAGUACAACUAUUCUCCUACACAAGUGGUAUACCCACCAAAACGACAUGAAACGCAUUCAGAUUUAGUGACAACUCUACUGCAAACCUGGGAUAGGGUCUUACAGGUUGCCUAUCUACAAUUUGACCCUCAGCUGAGAGGUGGGUCCCAUGCCUUCAUCAUCAUCAUCAUCAUCAUCAUCAUCAUCAUCAUCCUUUGCCCAGCUUUCCCAGCAGUCUGCAAUGAGAGGUGGUGCCCGCCAUUGAGGGGGGCUCAGCAGGCAGUUUGGAAACAUGAUUGGCUACGAUCUAAUGAGAUGUCUCAGUCUCUGGGACAAAGCCGGAUUAGCCGCGUCCGAAGGUUGGUCCGCAAAUUGCUCGUUCUCGAACCGGGGGGCACGAGCUGCAGAGUAAUUCGAGUCUAACUGAUUGUAAUAAGCUGCGUCUAAAUUUACCCUAACCGGA